This is a messenger RNA of Pyricularia pennisetigena, 534 nucleotides long. RefSeq lists its product as uncharacterized. The transcript is spliced from 3 exons. NCBI's taxonomy places the organism in Eukaryota, Fungi, Ascomycota, Sordariomycetes, Magnaporthales, Pyriculariaceae. The coding region runs from base 1 to 534 and encodes 177 amino acids. The record is from RefSeq and is a predicted model, not a curated record.
AUGGGGCAUGACCGCCCCGACUACCUGGCGCCAACUGUCGUCAGCACGGACCCGCUUCCCAAUUAUUUGCAGCCUCAGGCAGCAUUGCCAGGCACAGCUUGCCCGGGUGAGGCUCGGCCCGCGAAUCUGAGCUCAUGGAAUUACGACCUGGACAAAAACGACCAAGAAAUAUCCCGUCAUAGCAUCACCAUAUUUCGCGACGACCGAACAACCUUCGACGCCCCGAAAAACACCGACAAGAUGGCCUUCGUCAACGCACCCAACAAGGUGCCUUACUACCAGCGCUUCUACCAGACUGCCUACCGCAACCACCAGCGCGUCUGGAAGAUCGUGAGUCUUUAUUCGGAAGGAAACCCGAGGGAUAGCGUGGCGCGGCAAUUGGACUCUCGCUCACACUCAAACGUCAUACAGCACCCGAGGAGCAAAUACAUGCUUGUUCCCUACCUCGUCGGUCUUUGGGGAGGUCUCGGAUUGAGCCUGUGGGGUCUUGGACGUAAGGCCGCUGGCUAUAACUCCUACUGGGGCGAGAAAUAG